CACAGGUGCCCGGCUCACUUCCUGCCGUGAGGUCACAGACCCUUGCCAUUCCGCAUAUCCUGGAGACCAGACCUGGCGACACUGAAGGCCUUCAGGAGAGGGACCUGCUCCUUGGCCAGCGGGACCAUGAUGAUGACCUGGUUAGGGACCCUGCGGAUUGUCUUCCUGCUGUACUGCUGGCGGAAUGCAGACUUGCAGCCAUUCAACACGACCUCAGACUCUGCUGUGGAGGAGGGGAGCCAGGCUGACGCAUCUGAGACUUACCAUGAGCUGCUGGAACACCUGCAGUUCUCCACUGGCAGUGAGGACAAGACUCCCAGCAAUGAAGUCAGCACGGACGAGAGCGCCCACACUGGGGUCACUGCGGAGAGCUACCACGAACCACAGCUGUCUUCCACAGAGAAGAAAAAUUCAAAAGAUGAUCCGUACUACAAGCUGUCUGAUCUGGACAAAAUCCUUCACAACACAGGCCGAUCACCAGGAAACACUUUCCAGUGAAGGCGAAAGCAGACUGAGCUGACACAGGGGUUCAAGCAGUGUGACAUC
This is a messenger RNA of Ochotona princeps (American pika), 546 nucleotides long. It is a transcript of the gene SPACA7, whose product is annotated as sperm acrosome associated 7. Lineage: Eukaryota; Metazoa; Chordata; Mammalia; Lagomorpha; Ochotonidae. The transcript is spliced from 5 exons. The record is from RefSeq and is a predicted model, not a curated record. Gene Ontology annotation, cellular component: acrosomal vesicle. The coding region runs from base 127 to 498 and encodes 123 amino acids.